Molecule: messenger RNA, 2142 nt
Organism: Larimichthys crocea (large yellow croaker)
Lineage: Eukaryota; Metazoa; Chordata; Actinopteri; Sciaenidae
Gene: fsbp
Product: fibrinogen silencer binding protein
Exons: 4
Coding region: 378-953 (191 amino acids)
Source: RefSeq, a predicted model, not a curated record
AUCUUCCAAGAAGACCGUGAACGCGUCAUGGCAGUAGACGGUAGGUUGCUUGGCCGGUAGCCGUCCAGCUAAAUGGAAAGUAGCAAUACUUCACGGCUAACUAUGCCCGGGAAAUGUAAAUUCAAAGACUCCUGGCUCUCAAAGGGAAUUUACAAGGACUGGCUGGUAAAGGACGUCCAGGACAUUCACUUCGCCCGAUGUAGAGCCUGUUGUAAAUCAAUCAAACUUAUGACCAUGGGCGAGGCAGCACUCACCAGCCACGCAGGGGGAGCUGGCCACAAAGCAGCGGUCCGCAAGCUAGUGGAAGGUAGCUUAGCUUCAGCCUCCGAGAAAACAGCCUGAAAAGAUAAAAGCAUGUCAACAAGGCAGGAAAAUUGAUGAUGACAAAUUCCAGUGGGGAGAUGAACGGCAGCAGGAAUCAGUCUCAGACUGUAGACAACAAGGAUCAAGUGGCCAUCUGCCUCCAGCGUGACUCCUUGGACAGAAUAACAGGCAGUGAAGUGUCAGAUCUGCACCACAGCCCCACUACGAACUCCACAUCCCACAAUGCAGAGCUACAGGAUAUGUUUCCUGCUGCCUUCUUCACAGCACCAGGCACCUCCAGGCUCAUCAGCCAGCGCCUCCACCCGCCAGACAUCGAGACGGAGGAAGUGGGUCACCCCUCGACUCAGCACGACUCCAGCGACCUGUCGAGACUGGAGUAUCAGCAGAGGACAGAAGCUCUGGAGCAGCAGCAGCAGAUGAAGAUCCUGGAGUGGGAGAACAGGAUGAAGGUGCUCGCGUGGGAGAUGGAGCUGGUGAGGGAGAAGAGGAAAGCAGCGCGGCAGAAGGAGAAGGCCUUCAGGAUGAAGACGGCUUACUACAAAGCCAAGCUAAAGAGGAUGGGUGAGGACAUGCCGCCCUCUUCUCCCAGCAGCUGCGAUGAAGAGAAGACGCCUGAUCUGACAGGAUGAACUGUUUUAAUAGUUGUAUUUUUAUUAGUGCUGUUUCAUUCUUGUAUUUUUUUUUUGUUUGUUUUUAUGCUAUGGAACUAUGGUUACUAUUUUUAUUCACUGAUUUGUACUUUAAUCAGCUGUUCUUCUUUGGUUCUUCUUGUUUUUUUGAGAAAGACUGAAGUUGUAAAAAGCAUGACGACUGUUACUUGAAAGCAGAAGUUAGAUCACUUGUCUUCACAUUCCUUUGAAGACUCCGUAUGGUGACAAGGACAACCAACCAAUCUAUGAACUGUGUGAAAGGGUUGAGAUCAAAACGACAAUGAUCUUGUUUUAUCUGCCAUUUUCCAUCACAGUGUGACUUCAGUAUUGAAAAUAAGAUGUUCAUUGAUGUUUAAGGUCUGUAAAGGUCAUUGUCAGUUCUAUGAAGAAUGUUACUUUAAAGAAUGUAAUGAGAUUACAUCUAAACACUACAGAUGUAUGACAUUCCUAAACUGACAAUCUUUUAAUAUGAUUGUAAAUACAAAGAUUCUUUUGCAGUGCAUGGUAACAUGAGUAUGUACGCUUUUGUUGGCUUUGUAAAUAAAUUAGCAUUUGAUACAAAGUCGGUGGUGACUUUAGAAAUCAGAGAAAUCAAAGGAUGACACACGAGAGCUUUAAAGUGAGGUCAACCACCGAUGUUGAACAUUAAAGGCCAAAGGUGUUAGAUGGGGUUGAGGUCAGGGCUCUCUGCAAGUUUUUCCACACAAAACUGGACCACAAAGUUGGAAGCACACUAAGUUAUCAUUGUUUGUCAUAACAUUAACAUUACUAGGAGGGUCCUAGUUCAACAUGGAAAACAGACCCAGACUAAAAGUACACAAUCAAUGUGUGUCAGUGUCCAUGUCCUUUAUACAGGCAUCAUGGCAUUUUGAAACCCAGUUUAAUGCCUAAUAUGUUUAGGAAGUAUGAUUCGUUAUUACCAAAUCAAGAAACUUUUUUUCUUUUCAACAGUUUGACAUUUUGGGAAAUAAUUCUUUAUUUUCCUGCUGAGAAUUAAGAAGAUUUAUACCACUCUCAUGUCUGUGCGUCAAGUAUAAAGUCAGAAAGCUGUUGCAUAAUGUAGUAAGAGCCUGGUUAUCUCAGUGGUUAAAGGAAUAUACAUUACCAGCACCUCUAAAACUUAUUAACACUGUAUAUCUUGUUUUAUGUGUGCACAUGAAUUAUGGUU